UCCCUGGUUCCUUCACUUCCGCGGGGCUAAUGUGGGCAGUUUGCAACGUGAAGGUUCGCGAUUGCUUGGUCGCCACUUCCGUCUCUCUGAGACGGUGCCUGAAAUUGGGGGCGACUAUGGCAAAAAGCAAGUUCGAGUACGUGCGGGACUUCGAGGCUGACGAUACCUGCCUGGCCCACUGCUGGGUGGUGGUGCGGCUGGACGGCCGGAAUUUCCAUCGGUUUGCUGAGAAGCACAACUUUGCAAAACCUAAUGACAGCCGUGCUCUCCACCUAAUGACCAAAUGUGCCCAGACUGUAAUGGAAGAACUGGAGGAUAUUGUGAUUGCAUACGGACAGAGUGAUGAGUACAGCUUUGUGUUCAAGCGAAAAAGCAAUUGGUUUAAAAGAAGAGCCAGUAAGUUCAUGACUCAUGUGGCCUCCCAGUUUGCCUCCAGCUACGUCUUUUACUGGCGGGAUUUCUUUGAGGACCAGCCUCUUCUGUAUCCCCCAGGCUUUGAUGGAAGAGUCGUGGUGUAUCCUAGCAACCAGACCUUAAAGGACUACCUCAGUUGGCGACAAGCAGAUUGUCAUAUCAAUAAUCUUUAUAAUACAGUUUUCUGGGCACUUGUACAACAGUCUGGACUAACACCAGUACAAGCCCAAGGGAGAUUACAGGGAACUCUUGCAGCAGACAAGAAUGAGAUUUUAUUUUCUGAAUUCAGCAUCAACUACAAUAAUGAACCACUGAUGUACAGGAAGGGGACUGUGUUGAUAUGGCAGAAGGUGGGUGACGUCACAACAAAAGAAGUUAAGCUGCCAGCAGAAAUGGAAGGAAAAAAGGUUGCAGUGACCCGGACCAAGUCUAAACCAGUGCCCUUGUACUGUGAUAUCAUCGGGGAUGCCUUCUGGAAGGAACAUCCAGAGAUCCUAGAGGAAGACAGCUGACCCUUUGCUUUUCGUUCCUGGCAUGCUUAACCAUGCAAGAUUCCCCAAGUCUUCUGGCCUCAGGUGGCCCUAGCAUCCCUAACCACCCAGUACAGUGUGUCGGGAGUGACAUGACUCUGGCUGGGAGGGGAAUGGGGAAGGAAGGGAUGGAUGGGAGUGGUGUAUUUUGUUCUGCUUUUAAGUAGAACACCUUUUGUUGCAAUGUUGGAACAUAGUUCCUUCAAUAGAAGUGCAUUUUUAAAAAAUUGUGCUAUUUUUAUAAAGCAAGAAGUAUUUUAUA
Manis pentadactyla (Chinese pangolin) is the source of this 1206-nucleotide messenger RNA. It is a transcript of the gene THG1L, whose product is annotated as tRNA-histidine guanylyltransferase 1 like. The transcript is spliced from 6 exons. NCBI's taxonomy places the organism in Eukaryota, Metazoa, Chordata, Mammalia, Pholidota, Manidae. Gene Ontology annotation, molecular function: tRNA guanylyltransferase activity; magnesium ion binding. Bases 30 to 926 code for a protein of 298 amino acids. Gene Ontology annotation, biological process: tRNA modification. The record is from RefSeq and is a predicted model, not a curated record.